AUGAAAAGUAAUCUCCUUUGUGUUGAUCAACUUCGAGAUUUUGGUAUAAUUGUGAAUGAUGUGCCCCUCCAACGUCUGAAACGCGAAGAUCGCAAUCAAUAUUCGCAUUCCAUUAUUGAUGAAAACUCGGGAUUACACAUUCCGAUGGACUUCCUGAAGCCUAUCAGCUUCUUUGCUUGUCGCAAACCUGCGCUGUCUGAACUUGAUGAAUAUGUCUCAGUGGAAAUGACCAGUUCCGUCCCUUGGGAACCUUAUGACCCGGAAUCCGUGCUUUGCGGGACUGGACUAAAGUCGAAGGCUCAAGACGAUUUCGCCCCACUCAAUUCCAACUUGAAUAUCCUAGGAAAUAAAUAUGUUGCUGUCUAUGCUGCUGCCUGUCAAUGGGCCCGUGGCUACGCUUUGAAGAAAGAAUCUGAAGUGAGCAACUCGCUCAAGGAACUAUUUCGUGAUAUUGGCUUUCCAAGAGUUCUCCGACCUGAUGAUGCUCAAUCGUUGACUGCUGGAGAAUUUCGAAGAGUUGCAAAUAAGGCCCAGGUUCCAAUACAUCCUAGCGAGCCUUACAAUCCUGAUCAGAACCUUGCUGAAGAUUGUAUUCGUGAAGCAACAAAAAUGUAUGUUCGUUUUAUGACAAGAAGAGGGAUCCCAAAAGCGUUCUGGGAUCGAGUCUUUAUCUAUUGCUUGGAAUUAAGAAGUCACAUGGUUCUUGGUCACUCUCGACAAGGUGAUGACUGUGGUGCCGGUUGGAUCUCCGGUAAUACGAAAGAUAUCUCGCAUCUGGCUGAUUUUGGUAUCUAUGAUUGGUGUUGGGCUUUGUCCCCGACACACUCCAGUCAAGAGAAUAAGCAAUUGUGUCGUUGGCUUGGACCUAGUUUUAACAUUGGCGGAUCUCUGUGUUUUGCAUGUGCCACUUCUCGUGGAAAAGUUUUACAGCGUUCAAGUGUGAUUCCUCUCUCCAGAGAAGAGCGGGAUAGUACAGAUAUCAAAGAUCUGAAAAAGUGUUUUACCGAAGACUUGCAUAACUGUUUGAAAAACUCUGACCCCAUCAAGAUUGAUGAUUUACAGGAUCCUUCGGGUGCUUACGAAUCUGAUGAAAAGUAUAUCAGACCUCUGCACACGAAUGCUAACACUCCGCACUUUGAACGAUAUGAAGAUGAUGAAAUGUUGCAGCAUGAAGAGCUUUUUGAGGAAGCCCCAUCUGAAGAAGAUGAUCAGGUGGAAUUUGACAAAUAUGUUGGUGUUAAGAUCCGGAAGAAUGAAAAUGGUAUUGACAAAUUUGGAGUUGUUCGUGGAAGAAAAAGAAGAGCAGACGGCUCGAUGGUUGGUUCGUAUCAUGAGAAGCCUGUCUUGGAUACUUCUAUUUAUGAAAUCAAAUGGCAUGACGGUGAAACUGAAUCCUAUCGUGCAAACGAAGUUAUUGAAGCAAUGAUGAUGAAUGUUGACGAUGACAGUAAUAGUAUCCUCCAUAAUAAGAAAGUUCCUCGAAGAACUACAAAAGGGUGGUAUCUGUGUGCUCAAAUUCAUGGUGAUGAGACAGAAAGGAUUGAUUUGAAAACUGCAAAGGAGGCCUAUCCAAUUCAGGUGGCCGAAUAUGCUGUUGCUAACAAACUUGUGUCUGAGCCUGCUUUCUCUUGGUGGGUUCCUUAUACUUUGAAGAAGUUUGAUAGAAUUCUAAAGGCUGUUAAAAGAAGAGCCUUAACUCGCAAGACUGAGAAAUUUGGUUUAGAAUUGCCUGGUACUGGUCCAAAAGGUGUGAGACGUGCCUACGAGAUUGACGCCAACACUGGUAGCAAUCAUUGUGGAAAUGCUAUUGAAAAGGAAGUUAAAACUGUGUUGCCUGCUUUAAGAAUCUUGGGACCAAAUGAACCUGUUCCCCCUGGAUAUACUUGUAUUGACUUGAUGACUGUCUUUGAUGUCAUGAUGGACCUCACACAAAAGGCCCGGAUAUGUGCUCAAGGGGACCAAACUGAUCCUACUCUUUCGAUGAGACUGAAGAGUACCCAAUGGAUUUGGAGAAUGGGGAGCAACAGUGUGUGA
Messenger RNA from Cylindrotheca closterium, 2034 nucleotides. Lineage: Eukaryota; Bacillariophyta; Bacillariophyceae; Bacillariales; Bacillariaceae. The record is from the annotation of a GenBank genome assembly.